GCGGGCCGCGAGAGUUCGUCGUCUACCGUCACUCGUGUCUCCAGCCUGUUCACGCCUCCUGUGAUCGCAUGCGCGCGUGUGCGCUGCAGGUGUGCUACAUCAAUGGUGUGCUGCUGUUGUGUGAGUGAGAGUGUUUCCAAGAGAAGACACAUCCUCGCGAGCUGAUAAAGCAGGUGUCAGGUGAUCGUGAAGUGAGUGGAAGUGAGUGAUAAAGUGAUGCUGGGGCGAGUGAAGAAAGCUCGCUCCCUGGGCUGGCUGCAGUGGAGAGGCGGGACAUCGCGUCCGGGAGGCGGCGACUCUUGCAGCUGCGACUGCCCCAGCAAAGCCUGGUCUAGCUCCGACCACAUUCACGACAACAGGUAAUGCAGCACAUAUUACGACCAAUCUUCCUUUCAUGCCAAGAACUGAGACUUUGUGAUAUCUUCACAGGUAAGUGAGCCAGGGUCGGACGAGUGUUCCACACAUUCCUGCGCGUUCGUCGCCGCUGCCCAGCUGGUUCGUGCCGCCACCGCUAGAUGGCUCUGGCUGCUCCGUAGGCCGCACCACAGCCUAGAUCCUCUCCCGCCAAUCUCCAUGCUGGAGUACUGGGCCCAUCCCGCGGUGGCGACGAGAUUCGAGCCGAGCCAGAGUUCACGCAACCAAUCACUAUUGAAAUAUGCAUCCGAGGAAGGUGUGUCGCAACUGCAAGUCUCCUCGAGAGAACCACGGAACGCCGAUGACAAGCAACCCUCUGGGGCAGGGUGCGGGACCUCCACCGCCAUCGCUGCCACUGGGGCUACCUCUGCCGCUGGCAGACCCUGCAGACAAGCUGCUGGGAAAGGUCGUGCCCUACGGACAGCCGCCCGCCUGCGACCCUCACCGCCACUCCCAGUCCGACGACGACUCUGGGUGUGCGCUCGAGGAGUACACGUGGGUGCCACCUGGCCUGCGGCCCGACCAGGUGCACGUGUACUUCUCGGCGCUGCCCGAGGACAAGGUGCCGUACGUGAACUCGGCGGGCGAGCGCAGCCGCGUGAGGCAGCUGCUGCAGCAGCUGCCGCCGCACGACAACGAGGUGCGCUACUGCCACGGCCUCAGCGACGAGGAGCGCAAGGAGCUGCGCCUGUUCUCGGCGCAGAGGAAGAGGGAGGCGCUGGGUCGCGGCGCCGUCAGGCAGCUGUGCGCCGCCAUGGCCUGCGACUCGUGCCAGGAGCGGCUGUCCGGUGGUGACGUAGCUGUGUUCGCGUCGCGGGCCGGCCCCAACACCUGCUGGCACCCCGCCUGCUUCACCUGCAGCGUGUGCAAGGAGCUACUAGUCGAUCUCAUAUACUUCUUCCGCGACGGCAAGCUGUACUGCGGCCGACAUCACGCCGAGACACUCAAGCCGCGCUGCUCUGCCUGUGACGAGAUCAUAUUGGCGGACGAGUGCACGGAAGCAGAAGGACGAGCCUGGCACAUGAAGCACUUCGCGUGCUUCGAGUGUGACCGACAGCUCGGCGGGCAGCGCUACAUCAUGCGAGACGGACACCCCUUCUGCCUCCACUGCUUCGACGCCAUGUUCGCCGAGUACUGCGACUCUUGUGGCGAGCCCGUCGGCGUGGACCAGGGUCAGAUGAGCCACGAAGGCCAGCACUGGCAUGCCACAGAACAGUGCUUCUGCUGCGGCACGUGCCACGCCUCACUACUUGGUCGGCCCUUCCUUCCGCGCCGUGGUGCUAUCUACUGCUCCAUCGCCUGCAGUAAAGGCGAACCCCCAACGCCAUCCGACAGCUCCGGGCGGUCGCGAAUACCGCCCACCAACUCCACGAGCACCCCGCCGAGUUCAGCGCCGUCCAGCCCGCACUCAACGCCAAUGCAGUGCGGUCGCUACUCGCGUAAUCACAGCCAACAGCCUCCCAGGAGCCCCGGCCCCGCGCGCUCCCCCAAGAUGGGGCGGCGCGCCCUGCAGCGGGCCUCGCCCUCCAGGAGCCUCACGCCCCCGGAGGCGGAGGAGGCGCCGCGUGGCAAGGGUCUGGACCGCGAGCUGCUCGAGAGGAACCUGGAGCGCCUGCUGUCGGAGCGAGGGGGCGGCGGGGGCGGCGCGGAGGCGGCGGCGGCGGCGGCCAGCCCGGAGCUGGAGCGGCUACUGCACGCGCGGGACCGCAGCCGCGAGCCGCUUCACCUCGCCGACGCCAGCCUGAGUCUGGACGCGUGGCCCGCCGCCGAGGACCCCGCCCACGGCCUCGCCGCCUCCAUGCCCGAGCUGCCGCCGCCUCCGCGCCGCAAGGCCCAGCUGAGCGUGCGGUUCGAGGGCUGCGAGGCGGUGCCCCGGAGCCGCAGCUACUCGGGCCGCGACGCCGGCUGCUCCACCUGCUCGUCCUCCUCCAGCAGCGACGACUGCGCCUACGAGCUGCCGCCGCGGCGCGCCUACGGUGGCGUGCGCAUCUCCUACGUUCCCAACGACGCCCUGGCGUGCGCGCGCCGCUCGCAGGCGCCUCGAGCGCCCCGCUCGCCCGCCAGGAGGGACGACAAGAACUGCGUGCUCUCCUGAUCCCCGCUGCGGCCCCACAGCACUGGUGCCCCACUGUCAGAUGUACCGAUAUUUUUUUAGCGCUCCGACUGAUUAAACCGACAAUACCUUACAAUUAUUGUAGUGUAACUAUAUUUCACUACAUAGAUGCAUGUUAUAAUAAGCAAUAUUUUGUAUAUUGUUGAAAAUUUGUGAUUGUGAUAGAUUCAAGAUGACUUCACUAUUUAAAAUUAGAUUUCCAAGCUUCUAAAAAUUAUUCCAAACUGAGAAGAUAACUUCUGAAUCAGGAAUGUGCUAAUAUUAGUGGCGGUGAAAUAUCAACUAUUGAGGAAUGACUAAAGAGUUAUCUAGAAACUCAUUGUUAAUUAUUAUCUUAGUUUUAAUCCAGCAGGUUGUUUGGUUGCAGUAGUUGCAUCACUCUAUUCUACUUUUGUGUUUGGGAUUCGGCACCCUGUUUAGUGUAGCUCGUUCUAGGUUGUCCUCCUGCUGUAUUACCUCAAUAAUAGUGGUCUGAAAGUUGUGUCCGAGAAGGAGUCGUUCUUUUAUGACUCUCUUUGCACUUUAUCAUCUUCUCCAGACCUCAAAGACACAACCUCGCUAUCCAGCUUGUCUAAGGCAUUCUUCUAUAACACCAAGCUUCACUAUACUCAUUCUUCCUUUCCUUUGCAUCUUGGACGGUCCAAACUUCACUGCUGCAUAGUUUUCUUAAUGCUGAUGGAAACAGUGUUUUUGUGUUCAAGAAUAUCUUCUCGUAGUUGAGUUUCUUCUUCACUUGAGCUAUCCGGCCGACUAUUUCUUUAAUUUUCUUUCAUCGUUCGUGAACUUGCAGCUCAGGUAGGUUUAUUCUCUCACUUCCUGCAGCUUUACUUUUACCACCUUCUCUACUUCUACGCAUCAUCACUGUGGUUUUAGGCUGUUGAUUCUCAUUCCAUAUGCUCAUUCCCUGCUCACCGCAACAAACUCCAUGUCGUCUGCAAUCGCUUUCAAUCCCCUCACAGCUCCUCUCACUUCCUCUAUAACUUCUUGCAGGUGAAAUUUGAAGGUUCUUGCUGAGAGGGAAUGGCCCUCCACCAUUUCCCUUGUUUUUGUGGUGAGAAUACAUUUACAUCUUUACAAAUGUGUUUUGGUGAUUAAUAUGAUAACAAUGCAGGAGAUUUCUAACACAAAAAUUUGUGCUUGCAGUUCAAAGUAAACACAUUUCCGUUGUUACUGGACAAUACUGCUUACAGAACAGAAUUGUGGACAUAAUUUUACAUAUCUCACAAUGAGCGCCUUGGCGAAGUUUCUUGGCCCAAUCCCCUCCAACCCGCUACUGCACAUCUCUCUGUUCUGCAGGGUUUACUAGCAUAUAAAGUUACUGCAUGUAGAGUCUUUCUGUUAUGUUUUGGCUACAUACACAUUACUACAUCUCUACGCUUGUUGUCUAUUAUAAAAUGUUUGUAAUAGCCAUUACAAAACACAUGCAACUACGUGAAAGUGUGAUAGUGUUUUUAGGUAGUUUUCAAAUAAAUGCUACCUGUAGUCUUUAGCCUGUAGCCUUUGCCAUGGUUUGACUUCCAGAAAAUUUUUAUAUAGUUUUUCGUUUUAUGGUCCAUAGACCCUAAAACCAUCAUGAACUCAAAAGUUGAUAGAUAUAUAUAAAAUUAAAUUGUGGUAAAUAAAUAACAUUUUUGUGGACAAGAUAAAUGCCACAUUUUUUUACAUAGGUCACUGUCAUCUCAUCCUAUAAGUUUGAAGAAGAAAAAAUGUAAUCAAGUAAAUAAUUAAAACUGUACAUCAUCUUUAUAUAUAUGUUGGAAGUCCAUUACUGCAAAGGGUUAAAAAAAACUGGGGUUGAAAAAACCUGGGGUUGAAAUAAGAAAAUAAAUAAAUCUUCCCUAUUAUGUACUCUAUCAAAUUUUUUUUGUUACCUUUUUUAAUAUUGUUGAAAACUUUCAUCAAAGUACGUUUUAUGUAAUAAACCAUUACUGCAAGGGGUGGAAAUAACAAGGGUAGAAAAACAAAAAAGUUAUUACUUUUUUAAUAGAUAUACUAUCAAAUUGGUUAUAAUUUAUUGUAAAACUUCUAAACUUUAUCUAAAACCUUUGGAUGAAACAAUUUUUGGUGAAAUGAACUUUACCGUAAAAAAAAGUGAUUGAAAUUUAAAAAAAAUUAAAACCUUCAUAAUAUAAAAUUAAUCAGAAUUUAUUUUUAAACACCUUAAUAUUACCUUAUACUUUUGUCCAAAAAGAAAUUUAUACGACGACUUAAUAGUCCAAGGGAUAAUAAAAUAAUGUUUGAAGGUAAAAGAUAAUUGCGUAGCUACCUUAGUACGAAAUUUGUUAUUUUUAGGGAACCUGUGGAUGUUUGAUUGUCAUACAUAACAUUAAUAUAAAUUGAAAGCAAAUACAGAUUUCCUCAAUGCACAUGUUAACCAAUAGUUCAAGAAAAAUUUUUGCUACAUCUCUUAAACAGUAAUACUAUACUAGUUCAAAUUCAAACCUUUCAAUAAUGUGCCGCUGAAAACAGCACUCAGUCUGUUUUUCAGGCGAUUGGCUAGUCACUAGCAAUUGACUGAACGUACACUUUUUCUUAAGUCUUAUUUUAUCAACUGUCCUACCAUUGAUCAUCCUUAGGCUAAUCAGUUUAUAGUUGCCUAUUCUGUAUGCUUGAAACAACUAUAGUGUGGCCAUGCAGAUUCUGUUUCACAUAUGCAUUUUUUAAUGAAUUUUUUUAUUCACUUACGAGUGCUUCGACUUGACCAAUACUGCCUGAAAGUGCCCCGAGAACUUGUGUACCUACUGGUUAAUUUUUCUCCAUGAUAAGUGACUGUAUGUCUCUGUAAAGUACAGUCACACAAAGCUAAUCUUGGUACAGUAUACUAAGUUAGCCCUGCUGCCUCUUCACAAAAAAGCAGCUAACAUCCUAUGUUAUUUCAAAAACAUUCACCAUAUGGAAACAUACCUAUAUACUUACCAUACUAAAACAUAUAUUUUAUAAUUGAGUAUGAAUACAUGCAAGGAAACAACUGGAGAAAAUCAGUGGCUUGUUUAUCGUUAAUUCAUCUAUAGCUCUAACGUCUAAGGUUACGUAUGUUAUUUAAUAACAGUAUGUGAGAAUGACUAAAAACAGUCUAAGUAUUUUUGUUGAACCGUAUCAUUCAUUAAGCAGUUAUAUUGAGUGAUGGACAUUCUACUCCUAUGGCAACAUACAACAGUAUUUUCAGAAACAGUUUAACUGUGGUUGAGACCUGCAGCUGUGUAGUUUCCUGUAGUAGAAUCCAUGCAGUGUAAAUACAGUGGAUGAACACAGGCAGGGAAAACAGGAACUAAUACCAGAGUGCAGGCAGCAAUGACUUUCGAUAAGCCUGCUGCUGUAUCAAACUACUAAUAAGAUGAUGUUUGCUGUGCAGUGAAUUAUGUUUCAAUCAAGUAAACAUAUACAUUGAUAAAAAAAACUUUUCAAUUUCCCUGCUAGCAAAACUACCGUUAAGUUACUUGGACAUCAAAAAGAAUGUUUAUACGUAUUUAUUCUUUGAAACUUUAAUAUUUUCCACAUUAAAAAAAAAAGCAUCCAUAAAACUGAAGCAAAAUGUACUCACCAUAUUAAUUAUUUGAGAAACUCUGGCCAACACAAAUUUAAAAUUUGACAAAUCCCAAAUUUACCAAAAUGAUGCACCAAUAUUCUCACCAGGCUGUAACGUUCGUAAUCAUAAAUAGUGGAACAAGCAGCUCUCUUGUCCCAUUCAUUCCUUUCGUUCCCAAUUGCAAAGUCCCUCAGAGACGCGUCACCAACGAGAAUUGUGCACGUCAGCUCGCUGCUUGGCACCUAGAGGUGAAGAGACGUGUGAUGCGUGAGCCAGUGUCGCCCUUAGCUGUGAGAUAACCUACAUGCAUGUGGAGAAUAAAGUGCCUGAUAUUCUAGAGAUGGUUUAAAUGUUUGAGUAGCCAUAUAUCAUACUCCAAAUGCAGAUAAUGGAGGACCAGAGGACACUUGUGUUACUCUCUACAGACAUUAAGGAUAUCUGAGGAAUAUCUCCAAGAUCGCAACUUGAAAUCAUUGGAAUAUCCUUAGAAUAUUAAUGUUCUUUGUGGAUCCUGGUAACAAUAGGCCUAUAAUAUAGCUGUCGCAGAAAAAAACACAAUUUGUUGCCAAUAUUGAAAAAUUAAUGGAGUAAUUAAGUUCACGAUUAUUUUUUUCAAAAAUCAGUCAGAAGCUGUGAAAAAUUUGAAUGAUAGCAUUCUAGUAUAACACAUAUGUUUUACCAAAUGUUCUUAGUUUAUGGGGGGGGGGGGGGAACUAGCCUACGAUCAAUUCUUUGCUACAGCAGUCUAUAGGCACCGUGCGCGCUUCUCUGCUGUUGCAUCACCAGCCUUGAGGGGACAUCGUCAAAAUGGUUAGCAAUAUUUAUGAUUAUAAAAAGCAAAAAGGCAAUAUGAAUUGCUCUGUGGUUAGGUACAGUAAUGCUUACAGAAAUACAUAAUAAGAUAUUUUCUUUAUUCAUUCCCAAAGCGGAAAACUGAAGAGGAACGAAAGAAAAUUUGUGAAUUAAAGCUGUAUGCCUACAUUGAUUAUAAAGUAUCUAUGAUAAAAUUAAAAUAGUAUGUAUACACUAUUAGGAAGUCCAUUAAUUUACGCACAAUCUAUGUGGAAAUUAAUGUUACUGGCACAGAAAACAUAUAUUUUUCUUAAAUUUGUGCAUAGUUUCUUUAGUUGGUAAAGUAAAGUGGAGAUAUUUUAAAACAAACUGUAAAUAGUCUGAAUACUUAAGUAAAAGAAUUCAUACAUUUCCGUGAUGUAACAAACACACCUGUUUACAAAAUCGAACAAAUAUGUAGAAAACAAAACAUUAAUUAUUUAGUUUUACGGAUGUCAUACCCCGUUAUAAAUUUUUUACAUACGGUCCACUAACUUUCGGAAAAGGUUUUGCCAUCACCAUUCAUUUCAAGGAAAACAUUACUAACUGUGUGCUUUCAUUUUAAUAUUAAGUUAAAUAUUUCUAUUUAUGAAUGAAUUGUUUAUUUAUUAUAUUAUAUCCGUCAAGGUUUUUUUUUCUUCAGUCCAGCGCAACAAUCAAUUGCUUCAAAAAUAUACAGUGUUCAUUUAAUUCGUUGGAAUGAAAAUGUCAGACAACCUAAAAAUCCUGAAUACAUCCCCAGUAUAUUUCCAAACAAAUAUAAAAAGAAGGCUGCCUCAUCACACGCUUUCGAGAGGUGUGAAAGAGCCGCAAAAAGAUUAAAAACAGUAAAUAUAUAAGUAUUAUAGUUUAUGAAAGUUCUAUUAGUGAUUAUAUUAUGAAUAACUAGGUAAGGUGCGAUACAAACAGAUGUUAUUGAAACCAUUGGUUGUGAUUUUAUUUUUUUCUAAAUGCUUCGGUAGAAGAUAAAAUGACAGAUUCAUUACAAAUGAUUAUGGAUUAGGGACUAUUAUAAUGUGGUGAAGAGGUCAUGGCUGUCAAAACAAUCAUAAGGAAACAAAACAAGCAUCUCCAACAAAGGGGUCAUUGUUGAAACACCACUAUGUCUUAAUGAUGGAAAAUUAGCAGCUGAAGAAGUGAAAAUUACUUACAGUAUUGCCAGUGGUCGGAUUAAUGUGGAUAGGUGCAUUCAACUAAUUAAAAUCGUAUAACGUUUUACACAGACUAUUAAUUGAACUUCUUCCAUAUGUUAACAAUCUUGUUCAUGUGUGUUGUUUUUAUUUUCCUAUUAUUCAAAAAAUUCAACAAUUUAAACAUUAUAAUGUAACACAUAUAGAAGAUAAACAUUAUAUUAGUUUGAUGAAGAUAUGAUACAUAAAAAGAGAAAACAAAGCUAGACAGAAAUAGAUAAACACAGGUAACCUAAAAUCUGUGAUGAAUGGCAUUUGUUAUUAUUAUUAUGUUUCUUUGAUUAUUUUAUAUUAACUGAAACAAGUGCAGGUAAGUAGUUAGUAAAAAAAAUGUUUCUAUUUUAUCAAUUUAUUUUUCACCAAAUGUAAAGUUCUUUUAUAAUGCUAUCCAUACAUGUUUUCUGUAAAAAUACAAAUCACAUGUACCAAUACCUGUUUUAUACAUUAGUAUCUGACACUGGGUACAAGACAUAUUAUUAUUCUUUAAUUUAACAUUUUCCCUUUUGUAUGGAAAUAAAUAUUACAAUUAAGAUUUACUACUGCUUGUUACGCAAUUAUUCCUGCAUAAAAUGACACACUUAACUUUGAAUAGGUAAUCUUUCAGCCCUCCCUCCGCUAACUACAAUAUAAUCAAGGCUCCUGCAAAGCCAUGAACUAUCAGAUCACAAUGUACACCUAUAUUGUAUAAAAUUUUCUUUGAUAAUUGACUGUGCUUCAGAUUUCGUGCUGCAACAGAAACUAGAAUUUAACGAGAAUCUGCCAAAAAAAUUUUUUGCAAAUAAGUGAAAAUUUUCUCUGCUUUCUGACAUGUGCAGUUUUCUUUCAUAGAACUAUUCCGGACAAUCUGCCUGGUUAUAUGUUGUUACAGAAAUCUUUUAGUCCCUUCCCAUUCCUAACACAUGCAUUUCCUGUUUGCAAUAUUUGACGCAAAGGACAUGGAAUAUCAGCAAUGACCUCUAAUUCUAAAGUAGAAGUAGGAGCAGAAUAUUAUAGAUUUGUCUGAGGGAAUAUGUCACUUAUUCACUUUACCUUAGAAUACUUUUCUUUACAGUCAGUCGAACAUGGUUUUCCCCAUGUUAUAGAAAGCCAGUUUUUGAAAUAUGUUCAUUGUUAAUUUAGUAAAGAUUUCAGUAAGGCGUUUACAGAAAUUUCCAAGUUUUUACAGGCAAGGACAUUUUCUAUUUAUAAUAUUUCUUCUGCCAUCAAUUUACAAAAACAAAAUAAUAAACAAUAAAAUUUAAAAAUUGUGAUUUAUAAACACAGGGAUGUAAAUUACUUAAAUGAAGAGUUACUUGGUAGGGUGUAAGAGAAAAAUACUUUUGUUCGAUCACUUCUGCUUUUAAUGCAGAAAAGUCGCCUCUCUUUACUUUGUUGACAUUCACAUGACCACUAAUUCACAUAUUUUUCACUUUCAGUAAACUAUUCUUAAAAUGAUAAUAUAUUUUAUCAAUUGUAAACAGCGUGUAAUUUCAACAUCAAACACAAUUAUAGAAAGAAUUUUCCAUCGUAACCAUGUCCCUGAGAUCGGUGGGUUGCGACAGUCCUGCAAGUUGUUCAUAAGUGAAACACUAUGCAGCGCCACCAGUAUGAUGUUCAGACCCGUGCACGGUGCCUGUAAGCAGAACAACUCACACUGCUCACUAUACAUGUCCAUCCUUGUGAUACCUCAAGAAAAAAAAAAAAAAAAAGCAACAAUGCAAUGGUGAAAUUUCAUCAAGAAUAGUUAAAUUCCGCUUCAAUGCGUAAUUUCUUUAAAAUCUUGUGUUUUAAAGGUCAACUGUAAAAAUUGAUAGCUAUCGGAGCAAAACUUUAGAGUUGUUUAAGAAACACACAAACGGAAACUCAAGGAACUUUUAGAAAUUCAUAAUAUAUUUUUUUUAAUUUUUCAUCUUUAUGGUAUCUUACAGCUCUGCCAACGUAGCGUCUAGUGCAAAGGCCACUCAAAACUAAACACCCUUUAAUAUAAAUUAACUUGAAAUUGUAGCUCACCUUAUAUUGGUUGCACUUGGUUGUGAAAAAAUGUGGUUUAACUGUUGUAUCUCCGGCACUUAUCACCAUUGCGAGGUAAAAUAUAUACCAGUUUUUAAGUAUAACCGCAAACUUUAAAACACAAAACGUUUUAUCAAAAUCGAUACAGUAGUUUUUGCUUGAUAAACAAACGUACAGUUCCCAGUGUUGUAGGAGCAUGUCAUAUCACACAGUAUCCUGCCCUAUGUGGAGGGGAGACCAGCACAAAGUCACCUGGAAGCUACCUCUAGGGGAAGGGAACAACUGGCCACCCUACCGUAUUACACUCCUGGCUUAUGAUGUCUCAUCAGUGUGGUGUUAGCUCCCCGAGUUGAAGUAGCACUGUGUAUGUUGCCUUACAUUUCAUAUAGUAUCCAGCCUUAUUGUGAAGGAGAGAUAACCCCCCAAGUCACGAAAGAGCUACCUCUGGUUUUGCUACCGCAUUACACUCCUGGGUUGUUUGUUUCGUCAGUAGUUUGUCAACAUAGUGACGUGACACACAAGGCUCUAGAUCACUAGACUGUCGGUUGCUCUAUGGGUUUCUCUCUAGUGGUAUGGUUCGAAUAGGAAGUGUUUGCCAAACAUACAUGCACAAGGCAUUCUAGUCAGUCAUAAACAAAUAUAGAAGGAAGCAUUUACACACUUUAUUAAUGAAUAAAUAUGGGUACCUACCUACAUAGUAGGGAAUAACAUAGAGAAUGAUUCUAGAACAUUUGGGAUAUGUUACUUUUGACUGCAAUAUGAAUUGCCUUUCGAUGCCAGAUUUCAAUGCUGAUGAAUUAUUUUAAAACACUCAAGGCAAAACUGUCUUACUUAACUUUUUUAACUUAAGCUUUAAAUUACUUUGACUUACAUUUAAUUAUCGCUCAUGUGUACUACAGCCGUGUUGGGAAAGUUUUCUUAAUAUACGUGCUGUCAAAACUUAUAGACUCACUUGGUCAUGACACAGAUUAUUACAGUGAAUUUAUCUUCACAGCUUGGUAUUUAAAGUGUUUGCAUGCGCUCAAGUACUGCCACCUAGUCUUGUAAACAUUACCGGCAUGCUGUAAAAUUACACAAUGCGAACUGAGUGUAUGUUACCUGUUUAAAGUGAAAUGUUCUGAAUGACUCCCUAGCUUACUUUUCACCACCCACUGGAACACAUGCAUGUGUUCUAAAAGGGAUAAUUGCAUGAUGAGUAUUAAUGUGAAAAAAGAAAACCGGUUAAGGAGUAUUUAUACUUGCAUGUUCUAAAGAAAGUGAAAUUAGUGUUCUAAGACCGGUGCUUGUUGAUAUUUGUAAAGUAGGUACCUGUUAUUCGGCUGUUUUAGUUUGUGAACAUUGCAGUUGCCAAACAACGUAACGGGUUCUUCCAAUAUUGUACCUAUUGUGUUUGUCUCGCAAGUGUGUUUCGUCUCAGGGCAAGAGAGAGAAUACUGUGAUGCCGAAUGUCCCUUUUCCAUAAACUUAUCCCAUCCAAAGAUAUUUUAUAGAAUUUUUUGUACAUUUCUGUAAAAUAAUAACUAUUCAUAACACUGUAAUAUACUUGUACAAAAUAUUGUAUUGUAACAAUGUGUUGGAUACUGGGAUUUAUAGUUAAAUCAUUAUAUAAAAAUUUUAAAUCUAA
This is a messenger RNA of Bacillus rossius redtenbacheri, 11687 nucleotides long. RefSeq names its product protein espinas-like. NCBI's taxonomy places the organism in Eukaryota, Metazoa, Arthropoda, Insecta, Phasmatodea, Bacillidae. The record is from RefSeq and is a predicted model, not a curated record. Bases 656 to 2509 code for a protein of 617 amino acids. Gene Ontology annotation, molecular function: zinc ion binding. The transcript is spliced from 9 exons.